Molecule: messenger RNA, 1388 nt
Organism: Drosophila mojavensis
Lineage: Eukaryota; Metazoa; Arthropoda; Insecta; Diptera; Drosophilidae
Gene: CAH6
Product: carbonic anhydrase 2
Exons: 5
Coding region: 378-1274 (298 amino acids)
Cellular component (GO): cytoplasm
Molecular function (GO): zinc ion binding; carbonate dehydratase activity
Source: RefSeq, a predicted model, not a curated record
UUUGAGUAUUCGGUCUUUGUAGAUCACCACAGUGCUUCUCAUUUACAUAAGCCUUACAUUUGUGACAGCGCCCAAAAAAAGGCUAAAUCUGUAAAUUAGAGAACGCCUGGCACCCGGCAAAGGUGCUCCGAUUCAAAUAUGCCACACGCUCUGCUAUCGCAUUGCGGGUCUUUUUUCUUCGGCGGCGUCGGCGGCGCAUUUGCUCGGGUAUAAAAGAUUCGGCGCGUGUCCAGAGCGACUUUAGUUGCGCUCAAGCGGUAACCGCAGUAGUCAAGGGUGCAGUGAGAGUUCCGUAGAGAAAAAGAAAAAAUAGUGCAUAAACUGGAGUGAAGACAAAAGAUCAAGUCCAAUUAGAAGUAACCCCAGAUAAGCUAAACAUGGGCGUUAAUCUACUCCAAAAACUGUUCUUCUUGUUGCCUCUCGCCUAUCAAAGUCCAUCAAAUGAUGGUACCUCCCAAAACACAGAUUGGAAUUUCGAUCAAAACGGCGCUGACUGGCAAGGAAUUUGCGCCACCGGCUUUCGUCAAUCGCCUAUGAAGCUCUCUGUCGAUAGUUCACUCAUUGUGCCGCUGCCACGAAUAUAUUUUGGCAACUAUGACGUUCCGCUGAAGAGACCACUGACAUUGGUCAACAAAGGAUACACAGCUGAUAUGACGAUACCAGAGACGCGAAAUGGCCAGAAGCCUUUCAUCACAGGAGGCCUGCUCAAGGGGCGAUAUGUAGCCGAGGGGGUGCAUUUCCAUUGGGGCUCGCCUGUGACCCGUGGAUCUGAGCAUGUGAUCGACCGAAGGCGAUUCGAUGUCGAAAUGCACAUUGUGCAUCGCAGCACGCGCUACGAAGAUCUUACGGAAGCCCUCAAUCAUAUCGACGGCGUUGCUGUGCUGGGCGUCAUGUUCAAGAUAGUCAGAAACCCGCAUCGCGCGUAUCCAGGUCUGAGGAAGAUCUUCAAUGCUGUCCCAGACAUAGUCGAAUAUGGAGCUGAGAUGGAUCUGCCUGGCUCCCUGACCCUCGGUCAGUUGCUGGGUGACUUGAAUACGCGUGACUUUUUCACCUACAAGGGGUCAUUGACCACACCUGAGUGCAACGAGGCUGUCACUUGGACAGUGUUUGCUGAUCCUCUGCCCAUAUCCCUGGCAGAUAUAUCCAAAUUGUGGAUACUCCAGGACUCGAAUGGAAACCUAAUACGAAAUAACUAUCGUGAGCUUCAACCACGCAACAAUCGUCCGGUUUUCUAUCGCACAAAUAAGGACCUCAGUAAUUUUUACCUUGGAUAACAUAAAGCCUACCAUAAUAUUUAUUUAAAUUAAUUAUUUAUUGUCUCUUAUAAAGAAAGAUAUUUCUAAUAGUAUACGAUCAGCAAAGACAUGCUGAAGAUGAACAAAUUUCAA